ACUUCAAAAAAAUCAAAUCAAAUUUCAAAAUGUUCAGUUAUUACAAAAUUCGAUUUGAAUAUCCAGAAAUUCAAUUUUGUUUAUAAUUUUAUGCAAAUACAAUUGUUUCAUUCUUUUUUUGUUAUAAAAAAAUGUUAGAAGAUGAUGAGGUUCAGUGUCCUUACAACAAAUCUCACAUAAUGAAAAGGAAAACCCUGAUACCCCAUCUCCUCAAGUGUCGUCUCAAGUUUCCACAUGCUGAACUCAUCAAGUGUCCUUUCAAUACUAGUCAUUUGAUUCCCGAGCCUGAAUUCACGCACCACGUAGCCAAUUGCAAAGAUAAAGCUAUAAUCCAUCAAUACAAAUACAAUACGCUUCCAGUUAAAAUCGACGAAGAACACCGACAGCAGGUUGAAAUCGAUUGUGACGAAAACUGGGAUGACACCGAAGCUGUUGACUAUGAUCCAAAAAUAUACGUUAGUCAAGCAAAUGUUAUUCGGACACACAUCGGAGAUUUGCCUUCGGUUCGAAAGGAAUUCCGAAAAAGUGAAAGAAAACGUUUGGGUGAUGAAGAUUCAUCCGACGAUGAUGAAGCAUUAAAAACCUUCGGUAAGAGAAUCUAUAAAGACAUGGAUAGCAAAGAGAAAGAAGAAACUAAAGAGAAAAACUGGUUUGAAGAUCGUGGGGCAUCCACAAGUAAUAGAAGCGGUUCUCAACGAAGAGAUACCUUACAAGAGUUCUCUGAAGAAAGAGGUCAUAAAGAAGACUAUGAUAAAUCCAGUGACAGAGAGGAAGAUGUUUCAAGGAGGACGCGAAAGGAUGAUUAUCCAAACAGGAGUAACAGAGAAGAUGAUUCGAGAAAAAGGGAUUAUAAUCCCUUUAACAGAAAUCGCAACAUUAAAUCAGGGUUUCUGGGUAUGUCCCGAGGAGGACGAAGAGAACAUAACUAAGGGAAA
Messenger RNA from Episyrphus balteatus (marmalade hoverfly), 935 nucleotides. RefSeq names its product gametocyte-specific factor 1 homolog. Lineage: Eukaryota; Metazoa; Arthropoda; Insecta; Diptera; Syrphidae. The transcript has 2 exons. The record is from RefSeq and is a predicted model, not a curated record. The coding region runs from base 132 to 929 and encodes 265 amino acids.